This is a messenger RNA of Clonostachys solani, 2106 nucleotides long. NCBI's taxonomy places the organism in Eukaryota, Fungi, Ascomycota, Sordariomycetes, Hypocreales, Bionectriaceae. The record is from the annotation of a GenBank genome assembly.
AUGUCCUCGUGGUUGGAAUACUUCAACCAGCUGUCGGCUGGCGCAUUUUCAAAGGUUGACGACAAGACAGAUGCAUCAAGUGAACCACUCACCGAUGAGGAAAUAGACAGGUUGAAGGAAUGGGUGACAACUCAGUCCGCGAUGCCCUCGAUACGGGACACCGAGGUUUGGAUCAGAGAAAACUUGAAUAAGGCAGUGCCAAUCACGGGUGGUUACACCAGGGUACUGCUGGAAGAAGCAAUUGUCCGACUGGCAUCUGAUAGGCAUCUGCGCCUUGGUGGGGGCGAUUUGAAAGUUCCCGGCUUCGGUCUGCCACUGAGGGGUCUCCCAGAUACUGCGGAGCGGUUCCCCGUUCUCGUGGGAGACAAGGAUCUUGACUGGAAAGCGAAUACGUUGUUAAUUCGGGAAGCAUGUAUGCUCGAGCUAAUGGAAACAUUGACCAAUAAGCCCGAGUGGUGGGUCAAAGUUUUUGAUUCUGAAAUAACAACAAAGUGGAAGACGGAGGCCUUGGGAAUGGACUGGGGCCAAUACCUAGAGCACGCAGACUUCACACCCAAUAUGGUGGACUUGUGCAUUACUGAACUACGCACAAAGGCAGCUUUAUAUGAGAAAACCGGUCUGAUUCCCAUCAUGGACUACUCGGCUUGUGCGAUUAAAUCUGAUAGCCUAAUAUCUGCGGAACUUGCACAAUCGUUGAAAGAUACUGUCAGAUCCCUUGAGGAGGUACCAGAGGAUGAAAAGGACUGGCACCCAGGCAGUGACAACAAGGUUCUCGAUUUGGUUCACCCGUCACUCUAUCCCUUGGUUUACGGCUUGACUCGGGUACUUGUUGACAAGAGCAUUGGCAUCUCCGAUGCUCUUGAGCACUGCGGCACGGGAACCACCCUGCCAAAACCACACCCUCUCGAGGUCUACGGUCGACCCGGGUCAUAUACUGAGCCCAAACUACCCUCUCUAUCGAACAAAUUCCAGUGGUUGCCCUGCGAUGUCGACAUCACGACGGACGGUGCAGUGAAGAUCGCCAGCUAUAUCAACAACUUGCAUCCGAUUCAUCAUGCUGAUCUCUACCCUGUCAUCGAGCGCUUCAUUGAGAAAGCUCUUCCCGCAUGGGACAUUGUAUACCGAUGGCCAGCAGAGUUUGAUACUCAGCGUCUCACGACUUCCAAAGUCGGACCCAUGUGCACCACUGAGGACCUUUGCAAAGAACGGUAUGAGUGCAGAGCGUCCACUCGACCUCUCAAUGAGGGAGAGCCAGAACGUGAUGAAGAGGAAGAAUGGGAAGCUGGGUAUAAAGAAUCUGUGAGAGGUCGAUUAGAUCUGGAAUGGUUUGAACGCACGCACCAACCGGAAAUCCCCGAUGUUGAUCCAACAAAAGACGGCACUGUUCGACUCACGGCAGACCAUGUCAAGACAAGGGGCUUCUUCAACAGCACGUCCCGCAUCCAAGUUAUCGUCAAACUCGCCAAUAUUCACUUGAACCCAGACAACCCAAAGUACGAGGGUGGCACCUGGCACGUUGAGGGCCAACUCAACGAACACAUCUGCGCAACGGCUCUAUUCUAUUAUGACAGUGACAAUAUCACAGAUUGUAACUUGGCCUUCCGCACUCGUGCCGAUCGUGAGGAAAUGGUCUGUAAUCUUGACUACGCACAGAACGACGAUCACUUCAUCGAGCGGACGUUUUCUAUUGAUCCCCAAGGGAGCACCUUACAGAAUGUUGGCGCGGUCCCUACGCGCCCUGGGCGGUCUCUGUUCUUCCCCAACAUUUAUCAACACCGGGUCUCGUCUUUUCAACUUGCCGAUCCUUCACGAAAGGGUCACCGCAAGAUCCUCGCCCUGUUUCUUGUCGACCCGGUCAUCCCCGUCCUCUCUACUUCUAGCGUGCCUCCGCAGCAGAAGCACUGGUGGACUGAAGCCUCACAAAUUCAUACACGUGGGGGACGUUUGCCUCCAGAGCUGAAAGCCCUGGUAGCAGAUCAUGUAGACUUCCCCAUCACGGAAGAUAAGGCGAAGCAGAUUCGCAAGGAACUGAUGAGCGAAAGGUCAGUACUACAGGAGGACACGAACCAGAGCAUCAACGUAGAAUGGAAUUUCUGUGAGCAUUAG